CUAUCCCUUUCUCUCUCCCUCUCAAUAUCUUUUGCCAUAAGCCAAUAUGAACAACAAGUGUUUGAUGAAUUAAAUAGGCACACACUUCCUUUCCUUUCCUUUCCUUUUUGUGUUUUUAUAACAAGAUCUCUCUCAUUCUCAUACAAAAGAAAAUAUACAAAAGAAAAGAAUAUGUGCCAUGCUCUCUCUUGAUACAACCUAGCCCAUUCAUUUCAAAUCAAUGGAGGAGACCAAAAGAAGAGACCAACUGACACACCCCACCACCAACUCAUCUUCCACCACCACAGCCACCAUGGCAUUCUCCGACGAGAUUCCGAUUCCGAGCAUGAGCACAACCACCACCUCUAGCUUCCUCUUCCAACCUUCCCCUGUCUCCACCAUAUUUGACCACCCGAUGCCAUCGUCCUGUCACCAAAAGGACUCAUCAUCCUUCAUGGAUUUGCUGGCUUUCAACGACGAUUACAACAACUCCGUUUUAGAUUGGCUUCCGAUCACCGGCGACCCGGUCAACCUCAACCACCCUCUUCCAUCGCCGUCAUCGGAGGUGCUGAACACUCCGGCGUCACCCAAUAAUUCGUGUUCGAUCUCUUCAUCGUCGAAUGAAGGCAGCGCGAAGGUGCAGCAGAGUACUGAACCAAAAACAGAGCUGGAAGAAGAAGAUAACAAUGGAAAUGGAGAUGGAGGCAGAGGAGAUGACCCUGCAGAACAAGACAAAACUAAGAAACAGCUGAAAACAAAGAAGAAGAAGAAUGUGAAGAAGGAAAGAGAAGCACGAUUUGCUUUCAUGACAAAGAGCGAGGUGGAUCAGCUGGAUGAUGGAUACAGGUGGCGCAAGUACGGCCAAAAAGCUGUCAAAAACAGCCCUUAUCCCAGGAGCUACUACCGCUGCACGGCGGCUAGUUGCGGCGUGAAGAAGCGUGUGGAACGUUCCUCCCAUGACCCUUCAGUGGUUGUGACCACCUACGAGGGACAACACAUCCACCCGUGCCCCACCACGACACGCUCCACCCUAGCCUCCUUCAUGCAUAAUAAUGAACCUUCUUUUGGCUUCGCCAAUGUCAGUGCUUCACAGUAUUCAUCACAACACUCCUUUGCGCUCCCUCAUGCAUCAUCAACAUCUGCAACCAUGUUAUAUAACUCAUCCACAACUCCUUUGAGCACGACCUCGUCGUUUGGUGGGUUUGUUCAUCAAGACCAUGCUGGGAAUCAUUAUCAUCAGCAGGAGGCUAUGUUAAGGGACAAUGGGCUGCUUCAGGACAUUAUUUUGCCAUCAAAUAUUAUGAGCAAUAUUCAGGACAACAAGGAUUCUUUCAUUUAGGUUGGGCCAAUUAAUUGAUAUGAUUUUGAUUUUAUGUGGUGCUCUAUUGCUCACUAAUUCAGAUUAUUAUGAGGCUACUCCACUUUUUGGAGUUUACAAUAUUGAACUUUUUGAAGGUUUUUGAGUUUAAAAUGACUGUUACCCUUGUUAAUUACUAGCUUAUAUGUGGAGGUGCCUCAGAUUCCUAAUUAUUUUGUUAGUUUGAAUAUUACUAUUUUGUCAGUUUGACUAUUCUUUGUAAUUACUAGAGAUUUAUUCGAUGAUCAGUUUUUUUCCCA
Lotus japonicus is the source of this 1596-nucleotide messenger RNA. Its product is annotated as WRKY transcription factor 71-like. Lineage: Eukaryota; Viridiplantae; Streptophyta; Magnoliopsida; Fabales; Fabaceae. The transcript has 3 exons. Gene Ontology annotation, biological process: regulation of DNA-templated transcription. Gene Ontology annotation, molecular function: DNA-binding transcription factor activity; sequence-specific DNA binding. Bases 221 to 1318 code for a protein of 365 amino acids. The record is from RefSeq and is a predicted model, not a curated record.